Messenger RNA from Sclerotinia sclerotiorum 1980 UF-70, 393 nucleotides. RefSeq lists its product with no specific name. The transcript has 5 exons. Gene Ontology annotation, biological process: mitochondrial electron transport, ubiquinol to cytochrome c. Lineage: Eukaryota; Fungi; Ascomycota; Leotiomycetes; Helotiales; Sclerotiniaceae. Bases 1 to 393 code for a protein of 130 amino acids. The record is from RefSeq and is a predicted model, not a curated record.
AUGGGCGAUUACCAUCCUUCCACAGGUGUCACAAACGUGGGAAAGGGACCUGUCUCUUACUCUACAUACAAGUCUCCCUAUGGACCCAAUGGCCUUACUCUAGCAGGAUUUGGUGCUUCAGCCGGAUUCUUCGCUCUCUUCUUCUUCUCCGACAUCCCUAAAGUACGAAACGAUAUCAUGGUUAAAAUUCCAAUCAUCGGUGACCGGUGGAGAAGGGAAAUUCCUGCAUCAGACAAUUGUUUUUGCAACUGUUUCUUGGGUAGAGAGGAUGGAGUGAAGACAAAAAGUGCAUGGGAGACAAAAUACCAGCCUGUACAAAAGAGAUUAUAUGAAAUAAACUUCACAUUCACACUCAUCCCAGUAUCCUCAUAUCUCCAUUUACUACCCAUGUAA